UCUCCUUGGGUUUGUUUGAGAUUAUUUCCAAAAGGGGGCAGCAGAGAGCCUCAGAUUGAGGGUGUCACGUGAUGGCUGAGGCCUCAAAGCACAGCAGGACAUGUAAACACACAGCUUCUCCAGCCCAUUCUGUUCUCUUCGUCCUCCUUCAUCUCGUCGCCUGAAAUUCCCCGGUUUUCGCUUUGCUUUUGUGAACCUUAUCCAGCCCGCACCACCUAUCUGAACGCCCUCAGUGCCAGACUGCCAGGACGCCAUCAUGGACCAGAGUCCUGGCUGCCUGAGUCCUGAGGCGACCCUGAGAGAGAUCCAGAUCAACUUACUGGAGUGUAAAGUCUGCUUCGAGACGUUUACCUCGCAGCAGAGGGAGCGCAGACCGCAGAACCUUUCCUGUGGUCAUGUACUCUGUCUGGAAUGCAUCGCAGGUCUGUCCCACCCUCUGCUGAGGAAGCUGGAGUGCCCGUUCUGUCGACAGCUGUGCAGCGUUGACAACAUCUCCCAUUGCCAGGUUCUCAGUGACCUGCAAGACCUCCUUUUGUCCCAGAAACCCUCCUCCUCCGCUCCCCCUUGCAGGGCUAAAGGAGGAUUAAUCUCAGAAACGGCUCUGCAUCUUCUCGCCGCAUUUGGGGGCUGGGGGACUCUCACCAACCCCACUGGUGUAGCCGUUUUGGGGCCUACUGAGGGAGUCGUGGUGGUGCACGAUGGGCAGAAGAGAGUGGCGGUCUUCAACCAACAAGGAAGGAAGCUGCACAGUUUUGGGGAGAGAGGAGCGGGCAACGGGGACAUCUGUUACCCAGUGGAUGUGGCGGUGAGCCCCACUGGUUUCAUCGUUGUGACGGACGCAGGUGACAAAGCUGUGAAGGUUUUCACUUCCAGGGGGACGCACGUCGUGACGGUCAAAGGUUGCUUCCAACUUCCUUGGGGCGUGGACACAGACAGUGGUGGGCACAUCCUGGUUUCCGACGUCCAGGGUGGCGCACUGUUCAGAAUAAAAGUGGACUUUGGUCACGGUGUUAUCACAGAGAAUCAGGCAGUCAGAACCAACCUGCAGAGUCCCAAAGCCGUGGCUCACUGUCGGAAGACCGGAAACACGGCGGUCGUAGAGCAUCCAAAGCACCAAACCAGAACACUGAAGGUGUUCACAAAAGACUUCCACCUGCUUUACCAGGUGGACGCUUUCAGCCUCAGCCUGCAGUCGUCCUUCAGGUUGACCGUAUCAGAUGUGGCGUUCAGCAGCGAUGGAGAUGUGGUCGUGUCUGACGCCGAUCAGGGGUUGAUUUGUAGCUUAGGAAACCCUCAGAACCAUCCGGUCCUGACUCCUCUUGUGGGAGACCAUCUCAUCCGACCUGCCGGGCUGGUGUUACUGAACAACACGAUCAUCACUGUGGACGGUGGCGACCAUACGGUGAAGAUUUAUUCUACCAAGCCUGAUGCUUGAUGCGUCAUGUCCGUCACGUUACAAGAAACCCAAAGGGUAUAGAGUGGAGGAAAUACUAAAGUAAUAACCUGUGGAUAUGUUUUUAUUGUCUCUGCUUAAUAUUUUUAACGAUGAACUUAAGAAUAAAUCCAUCUGGGUCUUUGAAAUUUGUCCAGAUUGGAAAAAAUUUGGAUUUUCACUUAAAUAAAUUGUACAAAAAAUUGAGGUUGUAGUAAUAAUUUGUCUUAUUAAGGCGCUUUCAUGAUAUUGCACUAAGAUCUGCUCAUUUUAAGUCGUGAUUUGUUGGUUUGUAAAGUUUCCUCUUACUGUUAACAGCUAAGAAACCACUUUGUUUAAGUACAUUGUCCUGCUGACGAUUAA
Molecule: messenger RNA, 1795 nt
Organism: Fundulus heteroclitus (mummichog)
Lineage: Eukaryota; Metazoa; Chordata; Actinopteri; Cyprinodontiformes; Fundulidae
Product: E3 ubiquitin-protein ligase NHLRC1
Exons: 1
Coding region: 257-1435 (392 amino acids)
Biological process (GO): protein polyubiquitination; negative regulation of translation; proteasome-mediated ubiquitin-dependent protein catabolic process
Molecular function (GO): translation repressor activity; protein binding; ubiquitin protein ligase activity
Source: RefSeq, a predicted model, not a curated record